AGAUACCAGAUAGUCUUUGAGCCGCAUUCAGGUGAUGAAUAUUCAAUGAAUACGGGACUAAUACAAGGAAAUACCACUAUGGAAAACAUAAUCUUGAAGGAUACAUCGUCGGUGCCGGAAACACAGGGCCAAGGGCAGAUCUUUGACAGUAGUCACAACCAAGACCAAGUUCCGGACCAAGGACAAGUACCAGGACAAGUACCAGGACAAGGACAAGCCCAGGGAAAUGAACAAGGACAAGGACAUAACCAUGGAGAAUUAGAACGGGAGGAUGAGACACUGAAAAAGGCACCAAAAAGAAAAAAGAAAAAAGUUGAAAUGGCGUGUGUGUAUUGUAGAAGAUCACACAUGAUUUGUGAUGAUACGAGACCAUGCCAACGAUGUAUUAAAAGAGGAAUAGGUCACCUUUGUUACGAUGAACCGUCGAACAAUAGACAACGACAGAAGGCUGCUGCAAGAACUAAGAAACCCGAUCUUGCAACAUCUGAAUCGUUUUCUCCACAACCUGUUUCACCAUCCACAGGUUUAAAUACACCCAACAACGUGUCAAAGGGAUUCGCAGACCUUAACCAACAACCGAUCAUACAUCCAACUCAUGGACAAGAUAGAACCAAUCAAAAUCAACAUUCAUUGCAACCCAAAACGAUAUCCAACUCAGUUUUGUCUCAAACCCUUCCAUAUAAUCAAGAGACAUUUUUUUACUCAGAACAUGCUGGCAGUGAAUUCAGUUCUUUAAAUGAUUUUUUGUCCAUGAUUGAUGAUCCAGAGUUGGUUAAUGGGAACCUUCAUGAUACAAACAACAAUAAUGACCCAUUACUUCAAUUUGGAAUGCAAGCUAGUGUUGCUGCUAACAAUGUUACUACCAAUACAAAUCAAAACAAUAGCGGAGGAGCAAUAGGUGACAUUACUAACGAUAACAAUGCAAGUUUAACAAACCUCCUAGCAUUUUCUCCCAACAGUGGUAUGUUUUCAAAUAAUUUGGGUGACAUGAAUGUAAUACAUUCCCAACCACAACAACAUCAACAACAACAACCACAACAGCACCAACAGCAGUCUCACCAUCCAUUAUCACAGUCUCAAUUUAGAGAACAACAAUCUCCAUCGAUACAGAAUAGACAGAUGAACCAAUCGAAUCAGAAUCAAACUUUAACAAAAUCGACAUAUAAUUACCCCAAACCGUCUACGUUACUGUCAAAUUCUAGUUCUCACCAGCCAGUGAUAUCUGAUUCAGCAAGGGAUAAGUUUUUCCUCACAGCUGCAGAUCCUACCACAGAAAUUUCACCAGAAGAAAGAUUGAAACAGGUUAUUAAGGCUAAGUUAGAAGCCGGACUUCUUCAACCAUACAAUUACGCAAAGGGUUAUGCAAGAUUGCAAAGUUAUAUGGAUAAUUACAUGAAUAUCUCUAGUAGACAGCGGAUUUUGAAACCUCUUUCAAUUUUUAGACCGGCAUUUCGAGCCAUUGCUAGAACAUUGAAAGAUGUGGAUCUUGUCUUGGUUGAAGAAAGUUUCGAGAGAAUGUUGCUUGACUAUGAUAGAGUAUUUACGUCCAUGGCGAUUCCUGCAUGUCUCUGGAGACGUACUGGUGAAAUUUAUAGAGGAAAUAAAGAAUUUGCAUCACUUGUGGGGGUUCUGGCUGAUGAUUUGAAGGAUGGGAAACUCGCAAUUUAUGAAUUAAUGAGUGAAGAAAGUGCAGUUAACUUUUGGGAAAAAUAUGGAGCUAUUGCGUUUGAUAAGGGUCAAAAGGCAGUCUUGACAAGUUGUAAUCUUCGUACCAAGGAUGGGAUAAAAAGGAAAAGUUGCUGUUUCAGUUUUACUAUUAGAAGAGAUAGGUAUAACAUUCCUAGUUGCAUUGUUGGAAAUUUUAUCCCGAUAGAUCCUUCUACAUAAGUCUUCCUUUCUUAAAGUGUUGUAAUUAUUUAAAAUAUUGUAGUAUAUACUAAUUAUCCAAUAAGUUAUCAAUAAUAUAUAUAGACAUAUAUGCCAUUUCAAAU
Molecule: messenger RNA, 1991 nt
Organism: [Candida] anglica
Lineage: Eukaryota; Fungi; Ascomycota; Pichiomycetes; Serinales; Debaryomycetaceae
Source: the annotation of a GenBank genome assembly